CCCUAAUAGAAAUUUGUUUCUAAAUGCCUCAGGAACCAUACUACGUCGUCAAAGUGCUGAAAUAUUGCACUUUGCAUGCGCAGUAGAAUUGACACAGGUGGCUCAUGUAAGUACCUUGUCUGUGAUUCUAGUUCCAACUUGAAACACAGAGGUCAGUGAUAAAAGUUGUCGAUUUUGCUAGUAAUGUAAGCAAGAUAUAACCUAAAAUCUGACAUAGCAUUCUUAAAAGGUGCAAUACCUUUAUUCGUUAAAUACUUUGAAGAACUUAAAAAAUUCAGAAAUGCCUGACCAUUUGGGAGAGGAUAUGAGAAAAGUGAAAAGUGAAGAUGAUAAAGAAGAAAAGGAAAUAAAAUCUCUUGACGAAGGAGAUAUUGCUUUGCUCAAAACUUAUGGACAAGGACAAUAUACUAAAAGCAUUAAAACUGUAGAAGAGGAUAUUCAAACGAUAAUAAAACGUGUCAAUGAGUUGACAGGAAUCAAGGAGUCUGAUACUGGUUUAGCUCCUCCUGCUCUGUGGGAUUUAGCUGCAGACAAACAGACAUUACAGAAUGAACAACCAUUACAAGUUGCUCGUUGUACUAAAAUAAUCAAUGCAGAUUCUGAAGAUCCAAAAUAUGUUAUAAAUGUAAAACAGUUUGCAAAGUUCGUAGUUGAUUUAGCUGAUUCAGUUGCUCCAACCGAUAUUGAAGAGGGUAUGAGAGUGGGGGUGGACCGCAACAAAUAUCAAAUUCAUAUUCCUUUACCACCCAAAAUUGAUCCAACUGUAACAAUGAUGCAAGUUGAAGAGAAACCUGAUGUCACAUACAGUGAUGUUGGUGGUUGUAAAGAACAAAUUGAGAAAUUAAGAGAAGUUGUUGAGACUCCUCUGUUACAUCCAGAAAAAUUUGUUUAUUUGGGUAUUGAGCCACCUAAAGGUGUAUUGUUGUUUGGACCACCAGGCACAGGCAAAACUUUAUGUGCCAGAGCAGUUGCUAAUAGAACAGAUGCUUGUUUUAUUCGUGUUAUUGGUUCUGAAUUGGUUCAAAAAUAUGUUGGUGAGGGUGCACGUAUGGUCAGAGAAUUGUUUGAAAUGGCACGUAGCAAAAAAGCAUGUUUAAUAUUUUUCGAUGAAAUUGAUGCUAUUGGAGGAGCUCGAUUCGAUGAUGGGGCUGGUGGUGACAAUGAAGUUCAGCGUACUAUGCUCGAACUUAUAAACCAACUUGAUGGUUUCGAUCCAAGAGGUAAUAUUAAAGUUUUGAUGGCAACAAAUAGACCAGAUACGCUAGAUCCUGCAUUGAUGCGUCCAGGACGUUUGGAUAGAAAAGUAGAAUUCGGACUACCGGACUUAGAAGGACGAACACACAUUUUCAAAAUUCAUGCACGUUCAAUGAGUGUUGAAAGAGAUAUUAGAUUUGAACUCCUUGCUCGUUUGUGUCCUAACAGUACCGGAGCCGAAAUUCGUUCAGUUUGUACCGAAGCUGGUAUGUUCGCGAUUCGUGCGCGUCGUAAAGUAGCUACAGAAAAAGAUUUCCUAGAAGCAGUGAACAAAGUGAUUAAAUCGUAUGCUAAAUUCUCUGCAACUCCCAAAUAUAUGACUUACAACUAAGUUCGUUAUAAACUUUAUGAUUGGUUCUAAAAUAAAUAUUUAUAUAAACACCAUAUCAUUGUAUUGCUGAUCAAUGAAAAUGAAGCAUAAUAAAUUGAAACAUCUUUUUGCUUAA
Messenger RNA from Megachile rotundata (alfalfa leafcutting bee), 1700 nucleotides. It is a transcript of the gene Rpt1, whose product is annotated as 26S proteasome regulatory subunit Rpt1. The record is from RefSeq and is a predicted model, not a curated record. Lineage: Eukaryota; Metazoa; Arthropoda; Insecta; Hymenoptera; Megachilidae. Gene Ontology annotation, molecular function: ATP hydrolysis activity; ATP binding.